AUGGAGGCCUCCGCCGCCGCCGCGCCCCCGCCCGCCGCCGCGCCCGCCCCGCCCGACUCGGGCCCCGCCCCCGCACCCGCACCCUCCCGGCACCCGACCGUGGCCGACGUGGUGGCGGCGACCCCCACGUCGGGGCCAAGCGGCGGCGGGCGGGCCUCGCACCGCCUCCUCCCGCCUCCCCGGCUCCCGCCCCGGCCCCCGUCCCCGCCCCGGCGCCCGCCCCCCACCGCGCCCGCCCCCAAGAAGAGUCGGCCGAAGGCGGGCUCCCGUGGGCCGCGAGGGGCUUCCUCCAAGGUCGCCGGCUCGUCCCAGGCCGUGAAGAAGCCGCGGAAGAAGCCCGCGGCCCCGCCCGCCGCCGUCGCCGAACCUCGUCCCGCCGCGCACGAGGUGUUCGAGGAAAUGGCAACCCCAUCCUCGUUCAUGGACCUCCUCCAAAACGCGGAGGUGGACCUCGGGGCUCCACGUCUAGAACCCUUUAGGGUUGGUGACGACUUGGAGGAAGAUGAGGAGGAUGAAGGGGAUGACGAGGAGGAGGUGGCCGAGAUAGGGGAGGAGGCAUUCAUCGCCGCUUCCCGCCCACACGCGCGGUCGACAAACUACACCGAGGCGGAAGAUAUCCUCUUGGAGACAAUUGUCGGCAUGAGGUACAAGGAGAUGGCCGCUUCCAAGGGCAAGCCAUUCCCAUUUAAGCAUGUUUGGGCAAUUCUUCAAACCUUUGACAAGUGGAAGUUGAGGGAUCAAGAGACCGCACCCAAGAAGUCGGCAAUGCUUAGGAUGAAUGAUAGUGAAGAUGAGGAGGAGAGGAACUUGGGCAAGCCCGAGGGAACCAAGAAGGGCAAGCUAAGGGCGAAGAUGGAAGGAGAGACGUCAAGCCUAAGGGAGAAGAUGGAGCACAUGAUGAAGACAAGAGAGGAAUUGACAACGAAGACAUUGGAGACGAAGCUUCUUAUCACCGAGAAGAAGAAAGAGGUCAAGCUUGCACAAGUUGAAGCAAAGCGUGAAGAAGCAAAGCGCAAGGCCGACUUGGAGGAGAGGAUGAUCAAGCUCAAAGAGGCAAAGGUAUGGAAAGAACUCAUGAUGGAAGAGAAGGAGCACAUGAUGAUGUCCAAGAAGGACAUGGAUGAAGACCAAUUGCAAUGGUGGAAGGACUAUAAGGAGGACAUCGCAGAGAGGAAGAGGAUGUUCCGUGGUGCGUCCUCUACUUUUUAA
This is a messenger RNA of Aegilops tauschii subsp. strangulata, 1209 nucleotides long. The record is from RefSeq and is a predicted model, not a curated record. NCBI's taxonomy places the organism in Eukaryota, Viridiplantae, Streptophyta, Magnoliopsida, Poales, Poaceae.